CCUCAAUGAACCUCAACCGCCCUCACACGCUAUCAAACAUUCACACGCCAUCGCACGCCCAAAGGCAUGUGCUUGCAGACAAGAUUAAGAUGUCAUCUAAACCAACAGCCUCGCCCAACACCGCCCCAGCCCCGGAAACGCAAGAGCCGGCAGACCCAUCAACGAAGCCGGAUGCUCACGGAGACGAUGAUGCGGUUCCCGCUAGGUUCUCCCCUGAGCAGGAACAGGAGCUCCUAUCCGAGUCAAACGAUCACAAGACGCAGGCAAAUGCCCUCUUCGCCUCCAAAAAGUACGAUACGGCGCUCUCGAAAUACGACGAGGCCGUCGCCGUGUGCCCCAACUACCUCGACUUCGAGGUUGCCGUCCUCAAGUCCAACAUCGCCGCCUGCCACCUCAAGCUCGAGGAGUGGAAGUCGGCCGCCACCGCCGCCACCGAGUCCCUGACGCGGCUGGAGAAGCUUGAGAAGGCCGACGCCGACGCCGCGGCGCACGAGGCCGCUGAGGCCGCCGAGGGAGGAGGAGGUCGAGGAGGAGAUCGUGAGCAGCGGCGCGGCGGCGGCGGGGCCCGCGCCCGCGGUUAAAGAGGAGACAGCCGCGCAGGCGGCGAGGCGGCUGCGCGUCGCCGACGUGGCGCGCAUCCGGGCAAAGGCGCUGACGCGGCGCGCGCGCGCCCGGAGCGAGGAGGGCGGCUGGUCGAGCCUCGCGGGCGCCGAGGAGGACUACAAGGCGCUGUCGGGCAUGGCGAACCUCGGGCCGGCCGACAGGAAGGUCGUGCAGGCCCAGCUGCGCGCCCUGCCGCCGAGGACCAAGGCCGCGCAGGAGAAGGAGACGGCCGAGAUGUGGGGGAAGCUCAAACAGCUUGGAAACGGUAUCCUGAGCCCUUUCGGACUGAGCACCGACAACUUUAAGAUGGUCCAGGACGAGAAGACGGGGGGCUACAGCAUGAACUUUCAACCAAACGGCCCUCAAUGAACAGGGGAUACCCUAGAUGAAAGCCAAAUAGCCGGCGAGGCUGCCUAUACACGCUCGUCCCCUAUAUCCCAUUACCUAUUCAUUCCGUUCCGGAUCCUCCCCAACCCCUGCUCAGUUUCAUUCUUUUCGCCGACGAAGCCAUGCCCACCAAACGCCUCUUGACGCCUCCUGCGGCCGCUUCCUGGCUCUCAACUGGAGACAGAGGACUACCUUUAGGACUCGGGUUCUGAUCUGCUGGGUGGCAAGUUCCUGGACUUUCCGCUGUCCCAGACCCCAAGUGGCUUGACGCGUCGCUCGUCUCGGCCUGUGGAUUGUCCCAGCUGCUGCCGUCCUGGCUAUCACUGCCCGGCUUUGAGGGUAGACUGGAGCCCAAGCCGCUAUCGGCCCGUUGCCGCUGAGCCGAAGUUUUCUCUUCUGGAUCUUCCUCCAACGCCGUCGAUGGCGGGUCACCUUUCUGCGGAUCGCCAGAAUCGCCGUAAUACCAGUGCAGAGACCAAUUAUGCCCAAACACCACAGCCCCUCUGUCAGGCAGCUCAGCCUGCGCCUUUCUCUUCAGCUUUCUCCAGAACCGAGACGGGAACAGCGCUUGAACCGGAUCGCGGUGCUUGCUCGUCGGUCCAAAACUUCUUCUUGUGGGUGUCAUUUCUCCACAGGGGCAAGGGCUAAAGGACGCCUCUUUGCUGUACCAUAGAAGCCUCUCGGACAGUCGGCGAGGGUUGGCGUCCGGAUCGCCAUCGACUCUCAUGAUCUCCAUAAGGUCCGACACGGCGGCGGCUAGAUAACAGCCACCGCGUGGCAGCGUCGACCAUCGCGUGCAAGCUGCAGCCGCGGAUUGGCCCCCUGGCCGCAUCAGGUCGCCGAACCCGCGUCCGAAGAGUGUGAUAGCGUGGAUGCCCCUGGUGAAGUCGACCCAGCCUUUUCCAAUCGUAUCUAGAGUGGCCACACGAGGAUAUAGAGGGUCCCUGUCGGCAAAGACUUCGCGAAAAUCCCAGCCUUCGAGCUGUCUCCGCGGCCACUCUGGCAUCUGCACGCCGUCUCGGCGUUCCACGGCAGUCUGGUGAUCGAUCAUCUUCUCGAGGAUUCCGUAUAGAUGCUCUACCCUAUCCUGGAUGCAGUAGAAUUUCGAUGUUCUCGUGGCUGAUAGCUGACUCUUGGAGAAUUUUCCCUUUGAUGUCUCGCUCUGGACAGUCUCGCUCCUUUCCGAGUAGAGCGGCAGCCGAAGAUUUCGCUCGUUGAUGAGUACUUCUAUGGCCGAAUCCGCAUUGUUGUGGCCCUCAGCCUCGAUGAAGCUGGACUCAUCGAAGAGGAAGGCGCUCUUGAACUUGUCUUUCUGGCUAUGCCCAAGGGAAGCCCGGAGCAGAUGCAGCAACGCGCUGGCGCCAUUGACGAGCCAUCCCCUUCGGGACUCCUCGUCCCAGAGGAUGACGUAUUUUCCCGUUAUCCACUUCAGCUUGGGUAUAUAUCCGUCGCGAGAGACGUGUAUCGGCUUCUCCCUCGCCCCCAGAGCAAAGGUGACGGUCCCGUGGAUGAGCUGCCCGCCCGAGAUCUCGGCCCGCUCCAGUCUGCAUCCUGCGUGGGCCACUGGCAGCAGGGAGCGGCCUAUGUUGUAAUUGGCCCCCGGGCCCCCGACGUCGUACGUGACCUGGGAACACCAGCCCACGACGUGCCGGGCCGUCUCCAUCUCCGCCAUCGUUAGCUGCUCGUGCACGCCCUCCCAGUCGAGGUACGAAACACGGGCGUCGCCUUGCGCGACGAGGUGCCAGACCACAAUGUCCCCACGUCGCAGUGUGGGCACAAGCAUGGCCGAGAAGCCCUUGAUGAAGACCUUUGCGCCGAAUAAGUCGAGCUUCGAGCUCCCGACAAGGGCAGCCAUCAUGUCCAACGGAAUCUCCAGCCCCAGGCCAGGCUCGGGCCUGCAAGGGAUAGGGAAGCCCUUGACGACAAACGGCUUCCUAAAGAGCCCAUGCCAGCACUGGCCGAGGGAAAAGCGGGGGGUCGGUAGCUCCAUGUAGCCAAAGGAAAUCUUGCAGCUGAUCCUGGGCAUUUUAGCCCAGGAGCUUCUAGAAGCUGUCAAGAGUGCUACGCUGCAGGUGGCCUGCGGCUGGUCUUUGUAGCGUGAGCAGCGCAGGGCGGCACCGAGCCACGCCAGCACUUGGGCAACUUGAACAAUUGUUUCUGGCGUUCCCUGAACAUCCAAAACAAGCCUCGUCACCGGAUUGUGUUCGAACUUGGCCUCAAGUCUUGUGGUGUCUCGCAAAACGCCUGUUUCUUGUUAACCACGCUCCCAGAAUCUACGGGUAGAAGUGUGCAUGAGUGCCAUACCUUGUACUGCUGCGUGGCCCCUGACCAAGUCUUGUAUCUUGGCCAGUACGUCGAGGCCUACGCAUGGCCAAGUUUGAGCGAGGUACUGCGCCACUGUGGUAGCCUGGGCAUCCACGCUCGAGCCUGUGACAGUUAUGGCGCUGGACAACGCAUCUUCGGGGGGCUCGGCGUAUCCCUGUUCCUUCAGGAAUGUGAACGGAUCCCAGUUGACAGCGAGUGCGGCCUCGCAGGCCUCGGGUGGCCGAUGCCGACUCAUACUGCGCCAAAAGGGUGGAAAUGCGCAAGUUAUACUCUCGCGUAUCUCGUUCAUUGUAUCUCCUUGAUCAAGGGAGGCUUCAGCGCGGACGCUGGCGAGGAAGGAACGAUAGGCGUCGGAGCCAAUCACCAGCCUGGUGUACUCGGCCACCUCUUGAAUGAUGCCAUCCUCGUCGAAAUCCUCGUGCAGAUCAACAUUGUCCAAGUCAUCCACUGGCGGCCCGGGCUGUCCGCUGUCAGGCGCUCCGUGAGCACCGUCAAGCCAACCUCGGACGAGGUCCAAAGAAGAAGGCAUAUCAUCUGCCCUUGGUCGGACGACGUCAUCUUCCUCCAUGGAAGUAUAUCGAUUCCAUAUUGCUGCCGUGAUGGCACUGUUUCGGAACGUUGGCGGGGCGUUAGCCAAGCUUCCACGGCUGAGAUUGCCUCAAUGCGCCAUCUGUGCAAAUAACUCACUGGCGCUUCAUAUGAACAAAGUACAUGAUGUUCAGGUGCAUCUUUGAACUUGCUCCGUACCCGAACUCCAACGCAAGAUACUUGAGCAACCCCGGGAGAACGUGGAGGAUGCGAAGCAUGGCUGCUCUGGCGACAGGGCCAUCGUGGCGUGUGGCCAGUCUGUGGAACAGGUCGUCAGCGAGCUCGCAAAUGCAGCUAUCAACCCGGCUAUCAGAGAGGCUGCCCGCGUCAGAGUACAGUGUUGCGGCGUCGUCGUCGGCGGUCCGGCCCGCACUGGUGCCGUCCGCCCUCGGCUGCUUGGGAUCGCAGAGGGCCACACCAGUAUCCGGAAAGGCGAGCAACGGGUCCGGCAAAGUUCUUCCUCGCGAUGCGUCCCCUGUCUUCACUGAACCAUAACCGGAGUCUGACGGCGCGGGAAGAACAUUGCCAACUGGUUGAGUCGGAAGGGGUGUUGGGCUUAUAAAUCCCAAAGAGAAGGGGUUAAUUUUGGGGACUGCCUGGUCCUGAGACAACCCCUGUGGGGCAGAGGAAUCUGAUUCACUGCAGUCUCGCUCGAAAAGCUUGAGGUUGAAAUGAGACGGAAUGCACUGUAGCAAUACGUUAGUGAAUCGCUCGUCUCACCAAUGGGCUGCGAAAUUAUACGGCGAUUUCCCAUGUUACCGGAAUACUCCUCUGCGAACAAUGAUCGCAAGAUCCAAGCCGGUUCCAAAAUGGAUCCUUGGCGAGGCCGAUGCGUCUCGGACGGAUGCUCAUCCUAUUGUACAAUUCUUGCAUAUCGGGUGUGGGG
Gaeumannomyces tritici R3-111a-1 is the source of this 4789-nucleotide messenger RNA. RefSeq lists its product as hypothetical. The record is from RefSeq and is a predicted model, not a curated record. The transcript is spliced from 3 exons. Lineage: Eukaryota; Fungi; Ascomycota; Sordariomycetes; Magnaporthales; Magnaporthaceae. The coding region runs from base 6 to 581 and encodes 191 amino acids. Gene Ontology annotation, molecular function: protein binding.